Molecule: messenger RNA, 1550 nt
Organism: Myripristis murdjan (pinecone soldierfish)
Lineage: Eukaryota; Metazoa; Chordata; Actinopteri; Holocentriformes; Holocentridae
Product: vitamin D3 receptor A-like
Biological process (GO): positive regulation of transcription by RNA polymerase II; negative regulation of transcription by RNA polymerase II; cell differentiation
Cellular component (GO): nucleus
Molecular function (GO): zinc ion binding; vitamin D response element binding; nuclear receptor activity
Source: RefSeq, a predicted model, not a curated record
CUGGACUAACAGAGUGUCUGCCUACGUUGCUCUUCUCAUGGAGUAAUUUUUUUUUUUUUUUACCCUGGAAAAAGUUUUUCAACGAGGUGGGGAUUGUGGUUAAAAGCUGCCGUCACCUUUAUUUGCUCGGAACAUUUGGCGACCUGGCUCCAACCUUUGGGGCCCCCCUCUGCUACUGUGCAAAGUGAAGGUUGAUAUGCCACAUCAGUGAUGGAGCCCAUGACGGUGACGACGUCGGUGGUCGGGCCGGAUGAGUUUGACCGGAACGCCCCACGGAUCUGUGGCGUUUGCGGCGACAAGGCCACCGGCUUCCAUUUCAACGCCAUGACCUGCGAGGGCUGCAAGGGAUUCUUCAGGCGCAGUAUGAAGCGCAAAGCCACCUUCACUUGUCCCUUCAACGGAAGCUGCACCAUCACGAAGGACAACCGCCGCCACUGUCAGGCCUGUCGCCUCAAACGCUGCAUCGACAUCGGCAUGAUGAAAGAGUUCAUUCUCACAGAUGAGGAGGUACAGAGGAAGAAGGACAUGAUCUUGAAGCGGAAGGAGGAGGAGGCUGCCCGGGAGGCUCUGAGGCCACGACUGAAUGAGGAGCAGGCCCAGAUCAUCUCCUGUCUGGUGGAGGCGCACCAUAAGACCUACGAUGACUCCUACUCUGACUUCACCCGCUUCAGGCCUCCGGUGCGGGAAGGCCCAGUAACACGCAGUGCCAGCCGAGCCGCCUCCCUUCACUCUCUGUCAGAUGCCUCCUCCGACUCUUUCAACCACUCACCUGAGUCAGUGGACACCAAGCUGAACUUCAGUAACCUGUUGAUGAUGUACCAGGACGGCGCCGGCAGUCCAGACUCUAGUGAGGAGGACACCAAGCUCUCCAUGCUGCCCCACCUGGCCGACCUGGUCUCCUACAGCAUCCAGAAGGUCAUCGGCUUUGCCAAGAUGAUCCCAGGCUUCAGAGAGCUGACAGCAGAGGACCAGAUUGCCCUUUUGAAGUCCAGCGCCAUUGAGAUCAUCAUGCUGCGUUCAAACCAGUCAUUUAGCCUGGAGGACAUGUCCUGGAGCUGCGGAGGACCGGACUUCAAAUAUUGCAUCAACGAUGUGACCAAGGCGGGUCACACCCUGGAUCUGUUGGAGCCCCUGGUGAAAUUCCAGGUUGGUCUGAAGAAACUCAACCUGCAUGAGGAGGAACACGUGCUGCUUAUGGCCAUCUGCCUGCUCUCCCCAGAUCGCCCCGGCGUCCAGGACCACGCCCGGAUCGAGCAGCUUCAGGACCGCCUGUCGGAGGCGCUGCAGGCCUACAUUCGGGUCAACCACCCAGGCGGGCGCCUGCUCUAUGCCAAAAUGAUCCAGAAGCUGGCCGACCUGCGCAGCCUGAAUGAGGAGCACUCCAAGCAGUACCGCUCGCUCUCCUUCCAGCCCGAGCACAGCAUGCAGCUCACCCCACUGGUGCUGGAGGUGUUUGGCAGCGAGGUGUCAUAGCAGAGACGGAGGCAUCAAUCUACACAUGCACACACACUCAAAACACACACAAACACACACACAUACAUGACGACUAA